AUGCAAGGCGUCGUAAGGACGCUCGCCCAGCGGUCUAUACGGCCCUCACAGGCACUUAGACCAUCUUUAUAUCGUACAUGGCCAGCUAUUGCUCGCUACAACUCGACAACACAGGGCCCACGGACGCCAAGCUCCGCAACUCCAACGACACCGACAGCAUCAGCGGUCAACACGGAGCCAAAUCAGAGUACACAGACAAAGAGACGAUGGUCUGGAUUGCGCAUCACGCUCCUUGUCGCAAAAUAUACAGGGUUUCUGAUUGGCAGUGCGGCAGUUGGCGUGUUGCUCAUUGGUGCCGGAGUCUUCGUCCAUGACGCUUUCACCUAUUCAGAACGACAUUUGGACAGAGUCCCUGUGUCUCCACUCGCGUUAAACCCAAAACGUGGAGGUCCCAAGAACCUACCGAUUGCAGAAGUCACUUUGGAAGACGAAGAAAACGAAGAGAGUAUCAAGAUUGCCGGUAAACCACGAUUGGUCAUCAUUGGAGGUGGCUGGGGAGCCAUUGGUUUACUUAAGACACUCAACCCAGGGGAUUAUCAUGUUACAGUCAUUGCUCCAGAAACCUUUACGACAUUCACACCUUUGCUCCCCUCUGCCGCAGUUUCGACGGUUCAGGUUCGCUCUCUGAUCGAGCCGAUACGAAAGAUUAUUGCGCGCGUUCGUGGUCACUUCCUCAACGGAUAUGCUGUCGACCUGGUCAUGAGCGAACAAUUGGUUGAGGUGGAGACUGUAGCCUCCGAUGGGAUGAAGAAGCGUCUCUAUGUUCCAUACGACAAGCUCGUUAUCGCGGUCGGCAGCGUGUCUUCAACUCAUGGUGUCCCUGGAUUAGAACACUGCUUCCAACUCAAGACUAUCAAUGACGCUCGGAAUAUCAAGCGACGCCUCUUUGACAACUUUGAGACUGCAUCACUGCCAACGACUACCCCUGAGGAGCGAAAGCGUCUCCUCACGUUUGUAAUCUGCGGUGGUGGCCCAACUGGUGUAGAGACAGCGGCGGAAAUCUAUGAUUUGUGCCAGGAAGACAUUGUCAACUACUUCCCCAAGAUCUGUCGAAAGGAGGUCGAGAUCUACGUCAUCCAGUCUCGGGAUCACAUUCUGAACACUUAUUCGGAAAGCAUAUCCAAGUAUGCAGAACAACGGUUCAAUCGUGAUGGUAUAAGCGUGAUCACAAACGCUCGUGUCAAGGAGGUUUGGAAAGACAAAGUCGUCUAUACUAUCCGCGCAGAGGAAAAGGACAAGGACGGAAAAGUGGUCAAGGUCAACAAGGAAGUGUCAGUUCCGAGCAACUUUGUUCUUUGGUCCACCGGUAUUGCUAUGAAUCCGUUCACAAGAAGAGUAUCCGACCUAUUGCCAAACCAAGUUCACAAGAAGGCUAUUGAAGUGGACGCUCAUCUACGAGUUGUCGGGGCUCCGCUCGGCACUGUUUAUGCACUCGGAGAUGCGGCUACGAUUGAAACAUCCGUCGUCUCCCACAUUCUCGAACUAGUCGACGAAGCUGACAAGGAUAAAGAUGGAAGGAUUGACUACAAUGAAUGGCAGAUAAUGGUCGCUCGGAUUAAGAAGAAGAUUCCAAUGGCCGGCCCACAUUUGGAAAAAGUUCGCGAUCUUUUUGAACGCUAUGAUAUCGACCACGACGACAGCCUCACGAUCAACGAGGUGGCCACCUUGCUUGCUGAAUUGGGAAACAAGAUAACGAGCUUACCCGCUACUGCGCAAGUGGCAUCGCAACAAGGGAAAUACCUGGGCCACAAGCUAUCGAAGAUUGCACGUAAAGAGGCCAUUCUUGCUGCCAAUGGGAUCAGUUCCGACGUGGGAGACGACGUCGUGUCAAAGCCGUUUCACUAUCGCCACCUGGGCAGUCUAGCGUACAUUGGGAAUGCGGCAGUAUUCGAUUAUCAAGGGUUAUCCCUGAUGGGAGGACUGGCUGCGAUGUAUGCGUGGCGAAGUAUCUAUUGGAGCGAACAAGUCUCGUCAAGAACUCGCGCUCUACUCAUGUUCGACUGGGUCAUUCGGGGAAUAUGGGGGCGAGAUCUCUCAAACAUUUAA
Messenger RNA from Serendipita indica DSM 11827, 2046 nucleotides. The record is from the annotation of a GenBank genome assembly. Lineage: Eukaryota; Fungi; Basidiomycota; Agaricomycetes; Sebacinales; Serendipitaceae.